Penicillium verhagenii is the source of this 1185-nucleotide messenger RNA. Its product is annotated as Mg2+ transporter protein CorA-like/Zinc transport protein ZntB. Gene Ontology annotation, molecular function: metal ion transmembrane transporter activity. The coding region runs from base 1 to 1185 and encodes 394 amino acids. Gene Ontology annotation, biological process: transmembrane transport; metal ion transport. NCBI's taxonomy places the organism in Eukaryota, Fungi, Ascomycota, Eurotiomycetes, Eurotiales, Aspergillaceae. The transcript is spliced from 2 exons. Gene Ontology annotation, cellular component: membrane. The record is from RefSeq and is a predicted model, not a curated record.
AUGCUUGACAGUAUUGUGCAUAAGCAUAGUAUUCAUUCGGCAUUUUGGCAGCUUCCUUUAUCCUUCUUUGACCGCAGCGAAUCCAGUCUUGACUUGGAAGAAGCCUUCUGUGUGCCAUAUACCGAGUCUCAUAGUGGAUCAUGCAUAGGUACUUGUGAUCGCAUCCACAUUUUUCACCAAAUGAGGUCUCUAACAAUUUCCCCAAAAACAGAGACAUCCUACACAAUACGAUAUCCAGAGUACAAGCCGAAGAACAAAGUCUGGACACUUCGCCAAACAGGGCUCUAUCAUAGAUACGAUUAUGCUACAUCGCAAAGCACAUUCGUACUAAUCAAUCCAACUCCCAAAUCAAAAGUAUUUCGCAAGGCAGAGGAGCUAUUACAUGACAAUGGCUCAGGGAUCGCCACCAAUCCUUUCUGGCUUCACUCGGUCUUGUUCUCAACGUACCUGCCGGCAUGGAGAGGGCGAAUUCUCGAACUUGAACGUCAGUUUCUACCUCUCGCCAAGACGACAUAUGCGACAUUCAUUGACGAGCCUUUGAGCCUGAAGUACAAUAACCUCAAUGUGUUGACAAAGCUGGAAGGUGACUUCCUUCAGAUGCCAACUAUACUCGCCGCCUCCAUAGAUGUUCUUGAUGAGCUCAGCGCACUUAUCGGCUCAGCGAACACAAUACCAAGUGCCCAAUCCGAGCUGGAGGAUCUGAAAAACCAACGCCGACGAUGCAUCACCUAUUCGCGAGCCUCCGUGCACCUACAGCAACGAGUCCAAUCAGUUGCUCGGCUGUUGGCUGACACACUGCUCCUUCGUGAUCAAGUUGUCACGAGUGAGCAGAAUGAGCAGAUCUUUCAGCUGAAUAAGUCAGCAGUGUUUAUCACUAGGUUAUCGUUGCUAUACCUGCCACCGUCUUUCAUAGGGACAGUUUUUGGCAUGAAUUUCUUCUCGAUGGAUCAAGAAAACAAAACCAUUAUAGGCACUUCUAUGAUCUGGAUAUUUUUCGCCGUCUCGGCCGGGCUGACCUCUCUUACAUUUCUCAUCUACUAUUUGAUGGGGCAUCAUGGUAGCAUCGCAAUCCCUAGACUCACGGAAAGAUUACCUACGACCCCACAGAAAAAUUUGCAUGCUAUGAUGCGAAGGGUUACAGGAGGAAGCAAAUGUGACACAGAGCUGCAGGACUUUCAAGCUUGA